This is a messenger RNA of Salarias fasciatus (jewelled blenny), 1953 nucleotides long. RefSeq names its product histone deacetylase 1 (gene hdac1). Gene Ontology annotation, cellular component: NuRD complex. NCBI's taxonomy places the organism in Eukaryota, Metazoa, Chordata, Actinopteri, Blenniiformes, Blenniidae. The transcript has 12 exons. The record is from RefSeq and is a predicted model, not a curated record. Gene Ontology annotation, molecular function: histone deacetylase activity. The coding region runs from base 45 to 1493 and encodes 482 amino acids. Gene Ontology annotation, biological process: heterochromatin formation.
GCCGGCGAGCUGCAAACCGAACGAGAGGAGGUGACCGGUGUAAAAUGGCGCUGUCUCAAGGAACAAAGAAAAAAGUUUGCUAUUACUACGACGGCGAUGUGGGGAACUACUACUAUGGCCAGGGUCAUCCUAUGAAACCACACCGGAUCCGCAUGACACACAACCUCCUCCUCAACUAUGGACUGUACAGGAAAAUGGAGAUUUAUAGACCACACAAAGCCAGCGGUGAGGAGAUGACCAAGUACCACAGUGACGACUACAUCAAGUUCCUGCGGUCGAUCCGGCCGGACAACAUGUCCGAGUACAGCAAGCAGAUGCAGAGAUUCAAUGUUGGAGAGGACUGUCCUGUGUUCGACGGUCUGUUUGAGUUCUGCCAGCUCUCCACAGGAGGCUCUGUGGCUGGAGCGGUGAAGCUGAACAAGCAGCAGACGGACAUCGCCAUCAACUGGGCCGGAGGACUCCACCACGCCAAGAAGUCCGAGGCCUCCGGGUUCUGUUACGUCAACGACAUCGUGCUGGCUAUUCUGGAGCUGCUCAAAUACCACCAGAGGGUGCUCUACAUCGACAUCGACAUCCACCACGGAGACGGCGUGGAGGAGGCCUUCUACACCACAGACAGGGUCAUGACCGUCUCCUUCCACAAGUAUGGAGAGUACUUCCCCGGCACCGGAGACCUCAGGGACAUCGGAGCAGGAAAGGGGAAGUACUACGCCGUCAACUACCCUCUACGAGAUGGAAUCGAUGACGAGUCCUACGAAGCCAUCUUCAAACCUAUCAUGGCUAAGGUGAUGGAGAUGUACCAGCCCAGCGCCGUCGUCCUGCAGUGCGGUGCCGAUUCUCUGUCCGGAGACCGACUGGGCUGCUUCAACCUCACCAUCAAAGGCCACGCCAAGUGUGUGGAGUACAUCAAGAGCUUCAACCUGCCGCUGCUGAUGCUGGGCGGCGGGGGCUACACCAUCCGGAACGUGGCGCGCUGCUGGACCUACGAGACGGCCGUGGCGCUGGACUGCUCCAUCCCCAACGAGCUGCCGUACAACGACUACUUCGAGUACUUCGGGCCGGACUUCAAGCUGCACAUCAGCCCGUCCAACAUGACCAACCAGAACACCAACGAGUACCUGGAGAAGAUCAAGCAGCGGCUGUUCGAGAACCUGCGCAUGCUGCCGCACGCGCCCGGCGUCCAGAUGCAGGCCAUCCCCGAGGACGCGCCGCACCCCGACAGCGGCGACGAGGACGAGGAGGACCCCGACAAGCGAGUGUCCAUCCGCGCCCACGACAAGAGGAUAGCCUGCGAGGAGGAGUUCUCCGACUCCGAGGACGAAGCGGAGGGCCAGGGGGGCGGGCGGAGGAACGCCGCCAAUCACAAGAAGGUGAAGAGGGUCAAGAAGGAGGAGGAGAAGGAGGGAGAGGAGAAGAAAGAAGUGAAAGAGGAAGAGAAGGAGGAGGAGAAGAUGGACACGUCGGGACCAAAAGAAGAGGUGAAGACGACUUGAAGUGCGUCCCGUGGAGAGAUGGAAGGUUUAGCUGUUGUCCUCUGAUGACCCCCCCCCGCCCCAACCCUCCCAUACCAAGGACCUUUUUUCUAUUCUCUCUCCGCGUUCCCAGAAGCAGACUCGCUUACACACUGAUUACAUUCGGUUUUCGGACUCGUCCGGAACUCCUCGCAGCUGCAGUGUGAAGCAGCUCUGCUUCCAAACACAUCGAGACGGUUUACAAGUUCCACGCAGACGCCUCCUCUUUAGUUUUUAAACAUCUAUUUAUGAUCCUGUGUGAAAGCAUGUCUCGCAUGUCUCCAGUAACUUAUUUGACUCAUGACCAUCCGAACCUGCAGUGUUUUCUAUGUCGCCGUGUGAAUGAGAAGUGAAGAUUUUAUACCAUUAAGCAUAAGAAGGUGGAGUGUGUUGUGUUGUUCCCUCCUGAAAUGUGUGACCACAACUUUGUAAUAAUAAAAGA